Oncorhynchus mykiss (rainbow trout) is the source of this 2562-nucleotide messenger RNA. RefSeq names its product protocadherin alpha-7-like. The record is from RefSeq and is a predicted model, not a curated record. Gene Ontology annotation, biological process: homophilic cell-cell adhesion. Gene Ontology annotation, molecular function: calcium ion binding. Gene Ontology annotation, cellular component: plasma membrane. NCBI's taxonomy places the organism in Eukaryota, Metazoa, Chordata, Actinopteri, Salmoniformes, Salmonidae.
GGCACUUGCUUUCUGGAAUGGAGAAUACCAUCCGCAUGGAUACUUGCUUGAAUCUUUUUCGUGGAUGAACUUGGCACCUUGAUUUUUCUGGAUGAAGCGGACUGUAAUGGUUCCAAAAUAACAGGGCUUGUCAAAAUGAUAGACAGACAGAGAAGAGAGGCGCCUCACUGGGCGAUGCUGUCGUUUGUAUUUUUGUUGUGCUUCUCCCGUGGAGCUUAUUGUCAAAUACGCUAUUCUAUCGCCGAGGAGUCGAAAGAAGGUUCUUAUGUGGGAGAUGUAGCAAAGGAUUUGGGGUUCAGUGUGGAUAUACUGGCGGAGCGAAGGUUUCGGAUUGUAUCUGGCUCUAAGGAAGGUCUUUUGCAGAUAAACCAAGAUAAUGGCGUGUUGUAUGUGAACAGGAACAUCGACAGGGAGGAGCUGUGUGAGAAAAACAUUGUGUGUUUAAUCAACCUAAAAACCGUCGCCGAAAAUCCAAUGGAAAUACAUUAUGUUGAGAUUGAAAUUACGGAUAUAAAUGACCAUUCUCCCAUUUUUCCAGAAAACGAGAAACGCUUAGAGAUAGCAGAGAAUGCUGUGCUCCAAGGAACGCGCUUUCCUCUUGACGCUGCGCGUGACCCUGAUGUUGGAGCAAAUAGUCUCCGUAAGUACACUCUCAGUCAAAACGAUAACUUUGACUUAGAUGUUAAAACUCGCGGUGAGGAUAAAAUUCCUUUUCUGAUUUUGAAAAAGCCGCUAGACAGAGAGCAGAAACCUGAAAUUCGACUGAUUUUGACUGCGUUUGACGGCGGUGAGACCGCAAGAUCUGGCACAGUCAAUAUAACAAUACAUGUGAUUGAUGUCAAUGACAACGCACCAGUCUUUGACAGGCAGGUGUAUACGGUAACUUUAUAUGAAAAUCCUCCAGUAGGUGCCUCAGUCCUAAGAUUACACGCCACGGAUAUAGAUGAUGGCGCCAACGGACAGGUUAUAUACACUUUUGAUAACAGUCUUAAAAACAAAGCGUUCGAUUUAUUCGAGAUAGAUGAUGUUACAGGUGAGAUCACUGUAAAAGGAUUAAUAGAUUUUGAAGAGCAGAGUGUUUAUGAAAUUGACAUUCAGGCCUCUGACAAAGGUCCGGUUACAUUGACUGGUCACUGUAGUGUUGUUAUUAACGUGAAAGAUGUAAAUGACAACGCACCUGAGAUGGACGUGACGUCCCUAUCAAGCCAAGUCCCCGAGGAUGCACGACCCGGUACAGCGGUAGCUCUUAUCAGCGUGUUUGAUAUGGACUCUGGUGAAAACGGCGUAGUUAUAUGUACAAUCUCAGACAACAUCCCUUUCGAAUUAAAACCGUCUUUUCAGAAAAAUAUGUAUUCGUUGAUUACUAAAAGCAGAUUGGACAAAGAGUCAGAGCCUAUGUACACAGUGAGAAUAACUUCUACAGAUAAAGGACUCCCAUCACUGUCUUCCCACAAAACCAUCACAGUCCAUAUUUCAGACGUUAAUGAUAACAGUCCUGUGUUUUCUCAGAGUCAGUAUACUUUUUAUGUACCGGAAAACAAUGCUCCACACGCGUCUGUGUUUUCCAUGAGCGCCUCAGAUAGAGACCAAGAUGAAAACGCUCGUGUGUCUUAUAACAUUUGGAAAAGUGAUGGCGACGCUCCUACUGUAUACUACCUAAAUAUUAAUUCUGAUGAUGGUAACAUUUACGCUCUAAAAAGCUUUGACUUCGAAACCCUCAAAACAUUCCAAUUCCAAGUUGUAGCUACAGACUCUGGAAUUCCGUCACUAAGCAGCAACGUCACAGUGAAUGUGUUCAUUCUGGAUCAGAACGACAACGUUCCAGUGAUCUUGUAUCCAGUCAGCGCUAAUGGUUCCGCUGCAGGUGUGGAGGAGAUUCCCCGCAAUGUGAACGCAGGCCAUUUAGUGACUAAAGUGAGAGCCUAUGACGCUGAUAUAGGAUAUAACGGCUGGUUAUUAUUUUCACUGCAGGAAGUUACUGACCACAGUCUCUUUGCUUUGGACCGCUAUACAGGACAGAUAAGGACACUUCGGUCAUUCACAGAGACAGACGAGGCUGAGCAUAAACUGGUCAUACUGGUAAAAGACAAUGGGAACGUUUCACUCUCAGCAACAGCUACUGUGAUUAUCAACGUUGUGGAGCCCAAAGAGGCUUUUGCAGCUUCUGAUGUUAAAAGCGCAGUAAAAGACGAGGAGGAGAACAGCGUUACAUUUUAUUUGAUCAUAACUUUGAUGUCAGUUUCAGCACUUUUUAUCAUCAGUAUCAUCGUGUUGAUUGUAAUGCAGUGCUCCAAAGCCCCAGUCGAUUCCUCCAAGUAUUUACAAGAUGUGAAUUACGACGGGACACUGUGCCACAGCAUCCAGUACCGAUCCGGAGACAAACGGUACAUGUUAGUUGGACCCAGAAUGAGUAUAGGUUCUACUAUUGUCCCGGGCAGCAAUGGGAAUACUCUAGUGGUACCCGACCACAGGAGGAGAGCUUCUGGAGAGGUGAGGAGAUUAAUACGUUUUUAUACAAGUCACAUAACAUCGUACAUGGUCCUCAUAAACCAUGUAGACUGA